AUGGAUAGCAUGAGUGAGGCAUUUGAUCAAAUGCAAAUGGUCAAGGAUGUUCUAGCCAACAGUGAUAAAGUUUCAGAGGUCCUACAAGAGUCUACUCAUCAGUUCAACCUGCUUACUUCACCCACCUUCCUACCAAAGGUCAAGGAUCAAGGGAAAUUCACUCUCCCUUGCACACUUGGGCAUCUUGAGAUUGACAAUGCCUUAGUGGAUUCUGGAGCAAGCAUCAAUCUGAUCUCUCUCUCCAUGGCAGAGAAGCUAGGCAUUGCUGGAGCCUUGCAGCGCCCUACUACUUCAAUCAUGUUUGGAGAUGCAACUUCUAAGUCUCCUCUUGGAGUGUUCAAGAACUAUCACUUGAAAAUUGGAGAAUGCAUCAUCCAAACUGAUCUCACUGUGAUGGAAAUGGAAGAAGAGAAGGAUUACCUCUGUUAUUGGGAACCCCUUUCCUUAUACCAACUCAGUUCUAAGAGUCAUGGAGCUACAAAGGUUGUGAAGGAAAGGGUUGACAAAGAACCAAGAGUUGGGAAGGAUAAGGAUGAGAGAGGACCAAGGAUUGAGAAGCCACGUCUUGAGAGGGCUAGAGUUGAGAAACCACGUUCUGAUAGGCCACGAGCUGAUAGACUUGUUCAAGCCCCUUGUGUGCUUGAUGAAGAGAGCCUUCAAGCUUUGUUUGAUGAGCCACUAGGAAGGGCUCUAAAAGAAGGGGAGGAUGUAGCCUCUAAGGCAAGACCAGGGAUAAAAGAAAGGAUCCACCAGCUCAGGCCCCUUCAGUCAAGCCAUCUCAGCUCACAAUGA
Microthlaspi erraticum is the source of this 792-nucleotide messenger RNA. NCBI's taxonomy places the organism in Eukaryota, Viridiplantae, Streptophyta, Magnoliopsida, Brassicales, Brassicaceae. The record is from the annotation of a GenBank genome assembly.